AGACGGGGCCGGGCGGGGAGAGACCCGCGGCGGCCGGGGAGCCGCGAGAGCCCGAGGGAAAGAAGAAAGGAAGGCAAGGGCAGGCCGGGCGUUGCGGAGGAAGAGCGGUACCGCCUGUUAUAAAGGGGAGGAGGCGGAGGGGGAAGGAAGAGCGUGCGGAGCGGAGCCGCCUCCAGAGACAGCCAGACACAGGGAGGAGAGCGGCUGCCCGCCCGGCUCCCCCUCCCUCCUCCUUUUCAUGGACUCUCUCGUCGGGCUGCCGUCGCUUUUCUUCCCUCCUCGCUCCGUCUCUCUCCUACCCAAAAUGAUUCAGCUCCAUGGCUGCCACUGACGGGGAUGUCCCUGCCCGGCUCAGCCCGCCGCUGCCGCCCCGCUGUGCGCCAGUCCCCCUGACUCAGCCGCAGACAUUAGUGCUAGGAAGAUGGCGCACCCGGCAAUGUUUCCUAGAAGGGGCAGCAGCAGUAGCAGCGGCAGCAGCUGCGUUACUGCUCCCACUGCACCAGGUACCGGCGUUGGGAGCGCUGCCCUCUCCGCCGAGGAUUACCAGCCGCCCCUGCUGGUCCAGCCGCCGCCUCCAUCUCCUGCAGCAUCCUCAUCGGCGGGCCUGCAGCCGACACCCCCUCCUCCACAAAGCCUGAACCUCCUCUCGCAGUCUCAGCUCCAGCCGCAGCCUCUCGCGCAGACCGGAGCACAGAUGAAAAAGAAAAGUGGCUUCCAGAUUACCAGCGUGACCCCUGCUCAAAUAUCUGCCAGUAUGAGCUCUAAUAACAGCAUAGCUGAAGAUACGGAAAGCUACGAUGACCUGGAUGAGUCUCACACGGAAGACCUGUCUUCUUCAGAAAUCUUGGAUGUUUCUUUAUCCAGGGCCACUGACUUGGGUGAACCUGAGAGGAGCUCUUCUGAAGAGACUUUAAAUAACUUCCAAGAGGCAGAGACUCCCGGGGCCGUUUCUCCAAACCAGCCUCAUCUUCCUCAGCAGCACCCUUCUCUGCCUCAUCAUCCGCAGCAGAGCGUUGUGAUCAACGGAAGCGUUCACCCCCAUCACGUCCAUCACCACCAUCAUCUUCACCACCACCAUCAUGGACACCAUCACCCAUCACAUCCUGGGGUGGGCAGCGCCCCAGUUUCUGGAGGACCACCACCCAGCCCAUCGUUUAGAAAGCUAUCGACAACUGGAAGCUCUGACAAUGUUAUAUCAGCUGCGCCAGGUUCUGCUGCAUCAUCCACCGGUCCCCCUGCAUCUGCCGUGUCUAAUAUCCGCACUACGAGUACACCUGGCAGUCUAGGUGUAAGUUCUGCUACUGGAACUAGUACCUUGAAUAGUAUGGGUGGAGGUAGUUCUAGUGUGGCAAGCAGUGUGCUUGGUACUAUGAAUUUAAGCAACAUCACAAGUACUGGUAAUGUAAAUGCUUUGUCUGGAACUAGUGGCAAUGUUAAUGUGAAUAUCUUGAGUGGUGUUGGCAAUGGUACGAGUGCUUCCUCUAGUGUCGUUAACAAUGUUACUAAUCCGAGUGCAGGAGUGGCCGCGGGAUCCAGCCAACAGCAGCCCGCAUCUGGCACCUCAAGGUUUAGGGUUGUAAAAUUAGAUUCUAGUUCUGAACCUUUCAAAAAAGGUAGAUGGACAUGCACUGAGUUCUAUGAUAAAGAAAACACUGUUGCAGCUUCAGAAGGAGUAGCAGUAAACAAAGCAGUAGAGACGAUAAAACAAAACCCGCUUGAAGCGACUUCUGAAAGGGAGAGCACCAGUGGGAGUUCUGUUAGCAGCAAUGUAAGCACACUGAGUCACUAUACAGAAAGUGUGGGAAGUGGAGAAAUGGGAGCACCUACUGUGGUACAGCAGCAAGCCUUUCAAGGUGUGGGUCCUCAGCAGAUGGAUUUUAGCAGCGCUGCUCCUCCAGCAAUUCCAGCAUCUAGUAUACCACAGAGUGUUUCCCAAUCACAGCUUGCACAAGUCCAGCUGCAUUCUCAAGAGAUAAACUAUCCGCAGCAGAAGCCAGGGGUCCAACCUCCUGCACAGGCCAGUCUAACCACUGUUACUGGGGUUCAGCCAGCCCCGGUUAAUCUACUAGGUGUAUCCCCAGCUCUGGGCCACCAGCAGCCUGCCAUUCAAAGUAUGGCUCAACAGCAGUUACCUUAUUCUCAGCCGGCGCAGCCUGUGCAGACUCUGCCAGUUGUACAACAGCAGCAGUUGCAGUACGGACAGCAGCAGCAGCAGCAGCAAGCGGUUCCUACGCAGAUGGCCACAGGUCACGUUAAGUCGGUGAACCAAAACGCUGUCACGGGGGCUGUGCCAGAGUAUAUUCAGCAUCAGCAGAUCCUUCAGCCCCCGGCACCUGCUAUGCAGCCCAGUCCUGCAGGAGUAGGGGCAGGGCCGCCGGUUCCUGUUGCCCAGGUCCCGAGCAUGCAGCCUGCGGUCCCGGCGCACCCAGCCGCUGCCCCGGCUCAGCCUGCUGCGCACGCCCCGGCAGCGAUACCAGGUGUGGGUACCAGUGGGCAGAUGUUGAGCGUUGGGCAGCAAGCAAAUGUGGCCACUGUGGUGCAACCACCACCUGCUGCAAACCAAAUUCCACCUCCAGUUAUGCCAUCAACCGCUGCUCCUCCAUCUUCGCAAGUGGUGCAGCCUGUGCAGACAGGAAUAAUGCAGCAGGGAUUACAGGCUAGCGCUUCAGGCCUUCCUCAGCAAAUGGUUAUUGCUCAGCAAAACACUUUGUUACCUGUACAGCCGCAGGCACAAGCGGUGGAAUCAGUGGUGCAAGGAAUGACUGGCCAGCAGCUGCCUGCAGUUAGCCCCAUACCUUCUGCUAGUACUGUUGCUGCACCGAGUCAAGCUGGUUCGGCUGUGCCCCCUGGCAUACCUUCUGCUUCUAUAGGUUUGGGACAGCCACAGAGCAUAGCCCAGGCUUCAGCUGUGCAGAAUGGGAAUCUGGCUCAGAACGUUAGUCAGCCUCCUUUGGUAUCAACAAGUAUAGGUAUGCCGGUGGCACCCAGCGUGCCGCAGCAGAUACCGCUGAGCUCUACCCAGUUCCCAGCACAAUCACUAGCCCAGCCAGUUGUAAGCCAAAUGGAAGAUGGCAGGCGCCCUACAGAACCUUCCCUCGUUGGUUUACCUCAAGCUGCCAGCGGGGAGAGCGGCGUUGGAGCGUCGGCCAUCGCUGAUGGCAGUAGCAGUAACGUGCCAGCCUCGGCCUCCCUCUUCCCACUGAAGGUGCUGCCCUUGGCGACGCCCCUCGUAGAUGGGGAAGACGAGAGCUCCUCCGGUGCGAGCGUGGUAGCCAUCGACAACAAGAUCGAGCAGGCCAUGGACCUGGUGAAGAGCCACCUGAUGUACGCCGUGAGGGAGGAGGUGGAGGUCCUGAAGGAGCAGAUCAAGGAGCUGAUAGAGAAGAACUCGCAGCUGGAACAAGAGAACACGCUGCUCAAAACGCUCGCGAGCCCGGAGCAGCUCGCUCAGUUCCAGGCGCAGCUGCAGACUGGUUCCCCGCCGUCCUCCGGCCAGGCGCAGGGCACGGCGCAGCAGCCCGCCCAGCCGGCCUCACAGGGCUCGGGGCCCUCGGCGUAGCCAUGGGUGGCACCGCCACCCCACCGGCCUCUGGACUGCCUGCAGAAGGGCUGGUGGCGUGCGGCCCAUCCCCGGCACCUUGCAGGACUCCGCACCCCGCAUCGCAGCGAGGGGCUCCCCGCACUCGUCUGCCUCCCUCCUGCCUCCCUCCCCUCUGGUUUGAAGGAGGCUCCGUUCUUAGGUUGAUCGAGUGAAACAAACUUCUUCCAGACAAUUAGCACGAGGACGCUGGGACGCGAGCAGCUUCCGCAGGUGGCCGAAAACGAAGCUGCAUGCCUGAAUUUUUUUUUUUGUUUGUUUGUUUUUAAAUCUGCUCAUCCAGUGACGCGACCCAUACAAGUGCUUUUCCAGCUUGGAAACGUGAAGAAAUAGACUGGAGUGAAAAACCAAAAGUGAUGGCUCAACCCCCAUAGUGCACCUGAGUUCUGAGUGAGGACCGGUGCAUUAGGACCUCAGAGGAAGAGGGAGAAAGGUAAACUCAGUGUUUAACACUUAACUGUCACCUGAAACCUUAAGUGCAAAUAUUUGCACCGUUUUCUGAAGCAGUGGACAGGUGCAUAAAGCUGUAUUAUAUAUAGAAGGCAGGUAGGUGACGUACAGCUGGGUCAUAGGAGAAUUACAAUGAAGGUUAUUUGCCUACUGUAUAUUUGUGUAUUUAGUGUAAUUACUUUGUAAAAUAGCAAACUGUAACUAUUUAGGUUGUACAGAUUGAGGUUUAGUUGUUUCAUUGGCUGAUCUGAAGAAGUUUGGGAAGUUUUUUUUUUUUUUUUUUUUAUGCUACAUAAAUAAGAAUGCACCUACACAACUGUUCAGAAUUUGGCAGAUUUAUGCUGUUUGUGUAACUUCUGAAGUUCCCUGAUUGCUGAUUAUCUUGAAGUAAAUCUUUGUUCAUUGUAGUUUGGUUCAAGACAGGAAAAACCACUCCAAAAAUUACCAAGCCCCGCUAGCAAAGAAUUAAAAAAAAAGAAAAAAAAAAAAAUUGAUUUCCCAGUAUGAAUUUUUGCAUAUGAGCUGUAUAGUAGUAUGCAUAUGUUCUUGUGCAUGUUCUCUAAACAGUUGUAACACGUCAAUGUAUUUAACUGUUGCACUUGUCAACUUUCAAUAAAGCAUACAAUGUUGAUAAA
Molecule: messenger RNA, 4683 nt
Organism: Tympanuchus pallidicinctus (lesser prairie-chicken)
Lineage: Eukaryota; Metazoa; Chordata; Aves; Galliformes; Phasianidae
Gene: TSC22D1
Product: TSC22 domain family member 1
Exons: 4
Coding region: 422-3559 (1045 amino acids)
Biological process (GO): regulation of transcription by RNA polymerase II
Source: RefSeq, a predicted model, not a curated record